AGCGUCGACGACCGACAUUACCCCUGCGACGGUCGGUACGUAACUGACCCGCGUGGGACCCUUGUGGGUCCUGGAACCUCACCUGGACGAUGACUCGUAACGGAUCCCUCGCCGCCCCUCGCCCAGGAUGGUGUUCCCAGGCAUCAUAAGGAGAGUAAACAAGACGCUGCCAGCCCUUCUCCAGACAAUAGUCAUAAUCUGCCUCCUUCACUUCCUGACUCAGGGCAUUCUCACCAAAAUUAAUAAGAAGUUUCACCUGAGUCGGUACAGUCACUCAGACGCCACCACCCAGCGGUCGAUGGGUCGAGCUUCAACACGCAUUGGUGGAGGCUUCAGCCGGCGUCCUCGACCCGCACGCGGGCGCAGCUCCUCCACCUCCACCACAACCACCACCACCACCACCACAACCACCCCAUUGCCGCCACCACCUGACGACGUCAUGGAGCAGGAACAUCAACGACGCCUCGAGACGCUGCACACAGCUUGUGCCAGGUGGAACUUGGGACUGUGGUCAAGUAACAAGAGCACAAAUAUAAGCGCUGAUGUCAUGGCUACGCUGGCCACUAUGCCAAAGUCGCCUCUAUACCAAGCACUAUUGGUAUCAGAGAAACAUCAUCUAGCUGUGUGUCCGGCAGCCCGGAAUGGGAUCCAGUGGCUUGCACGGCGUCUUCUUCGGCUUACAGGCAGGUUCGAGGAACACCAGUUACACAGACUUCAUGAGCCUCCAGCUGCUAUCGCCAGACACAAUUUUCCAUAUUUAAGCUCGUGGGAAAAGUAUCCAAUUGUGCUGGCAAAAUCUUUGACAAUCUUAAUGGCCCGCCAUCCUUUUGAUCGCCUUCUAGCCUCUUACCGCCAUAUAUUAGAGGACCCAGAGAAAAAUCCUCACGGAUAUUUGCACUACGGACGCCGUAUUGUUCGAACCUACCGUCAGGCACCAGGCCACGGCAAAGGGCCAACCUUUGAGGAAUUUGUCAGGUUUUUAUUGGCACACGACACACACCACCUGGAAGACGCAUGGCAGCCCACGAUGCGCCGCUGUACACCUUGCCAUAUAGGAUACAACAUGGUCACUAAAUACGAGACCCUCUGGAAUGAUGUACAGUGGGCGUGGAAAAGAGCUGGUUUUGGGACACUCAACACCACUGACUACGUUGUCUACACCCUCACUCCAGAGAUACGGAGGCAAUACUUCUCAGAACUCACUUUAACACAGGUUUUAGAGUUGUUCAAAAAAUACAAAAUGGACUUUCAGCUUUAUGGCUAUACAUUGGAGGAGCAUAUGGCCUAUGCUAAACCUGGAGAAGAGGCAAUAGACCCCGCCCUUUUGGUCGAUAUUCCUCGAGUAAGCCCUUACCACCUACAGGAUGUGCAGGAGCAGUCACAGGAGCAAGCACUACUGAAGGUAGAUCACGAGAAUACAGGAAGGGAACAAGUACCAUACCCAGAACCAGACAGCUCUAACACGGGUCUCGCCUUAACGGGUGAAAGGCACGCAGCUGUUGAGGUCAGCAAUGAUAUAGAACCUCCCAAGGACAAUUGGCAAUUCCAAAAUGGGGCAAGAGCCAGUUAAUAAAACUAUCGUCAAAAAUGAGUGGCUCCUAGAAUCUUCAAAUGAGAGACAAGGAAACCAAUGGGAAUUCUGACCACUAAGUCAUUGUGAUGUCCUACAUUAUACUCUAGAAGAGAAUGAUUAUAGUUAUAAUCUACAAGAAAAUGAGGAAAGUGAAGCAGCUGAAAAACCUGAUUUUAGGAGAGGACAUUAUGAGGAACUUAGAAAGGUCUUUAAUGAAUUUCAUUGGGAAGACUUUAGGCAAGGAAGUAAAUGAGAUGUUUGUCAACUUUUGUGAAAUAAACGAUAAAGGCA
Molecule: messenger RNA, 1864 nt
Organism: Procambarus clarkii (red swamp crayfish)
Lineage: Eukaryota; Metazoa; Arthropoda; Malacostraca; Decapoda; Cambaridae
Product: carbohydrate sulfotransferase 10
Biological process (GO): carbohydrate biosynthetic process
Cellular component (GO): membrane
Molecular function (GO): sulfotransferase activity
Source: RefSeq, a predicted model, not a curated record